ACAAACCAUCGUGGCGGAGCUUGGAGUCAUGAUGUCGUCUAAAAGAUGGACAAAUUUAUGAAAUUCGACGUAUAGAUCUUCAAGCAAUGACAUCAGUGAACGUUUUCGUGACCAACAAUACUUACAUUGACUUCGACGUCUUCGGCCAUUGGUUGAACGGGCUAACAGUCCAUGAAGCGGUGCAGGUGCGGCUGCAGAGCGGGAUCCUGCAGACGACAGGCGCCUCCCCCGACGUGCUCCAGAGCGACACGCUCGACAACUACCGCACCUUCUCCCUGCUGGAGCGCUUCCUGCAGUCGCCGCCCAAACUGGCCACGCAGGUCCUGCUGCAGAUUCCCGCAGCCGUGCAGAGGACGCUGAUUGAGAAGUACUAUGACUUUGACAGCGAGGUAAUCCGUGAAAUUCUCGGCAAGAAGCUGACCAAUCGGCACAGGAAGGACGUCGAUGAUGUCAGCGAGAGAACCAACAUCCGGCUGCGCAGCUGUAGGAGACAGUAUGACAACUGCAAGAAUAUCUUCAAGACAGUGGAGGACAUGGAGGGUUCCCUGGUCAACAACAUCAGUGUCCACUUCCUGCUGCCAGAAAAACUGGCCAAGAAGUACGCAGCCAUUGUGUUCUUCAGUAAUAACCGGUUUGAGACGGGGAAGAAGAAGCUGCAGUAUCUGUCGUUUAAUGACUUUGCAUACUGUGCCGACCUCAUGAUCCACAACUGGACGUUUGGAGCAGCCGACUCCCAGGCAGAUGACAUGGAUGUGGAGAUGGACCGGGUCUUCCUGCAGGAGCUCAGGGAUCUGAAGGUGCUCACAGGAGACAAGGACGUGUACGAGAAACACCGAGGCUUGGUCUGUUCCGCCCUGAGAGGCAAGAUUCCAGACCCGACAUAUGCUGAUAUUGAGAGCAACUUCAAGAACCUGUCAAGGUGCAUCGUGAGCGUCGCCUCUGGUCUCAUCCACAGCAAGGAGCUGAAGGACUUCUUUGUGGACUUGGUGGAGAAGUUCAUCGAGCCUUGCAGAAAUGCCAGGUGGAGUAAGAGGGAUGUCGAGGCGUUCCUGAAGGCGUAUGAGGCAGCAAUCCAGCAGAUUCCGCAGCUAAAACGGUACCAACCGCACCUACUGACUGUGUGGACCCGCUACAUGACAACACUCAAGAAAUGUAUCCUGCAGCUGUAUCACUGCUGACACCUGGAACUGAAAGUCUAAUGUAGGGAACAUUUGAUAGCUGACACCUGAAAGUUAAGAUGACAGCUGGGAACUUGGAACAGCAACUAUAUCACAGCUGACACCUGGAACGGCAGCUAUGAUAUAGCUGUAGCUGGAAUAGCAGCGAUGAUAUAACUUGAACUUGGAACAGAAGCUAUGAUAUAGCUGUGACCUGGAACAGCAGCUAUGAUAUAGCUGUACCUGGAAUAGCAGCUAUGAUAUGGCUGGCACCUGGAAUAGCAGCUAUGAUGUAGCUGACACCUGGAACAGCAGCAUUGAUAUAGCUGACCUGGAACAGCAGCUAUGAUAUAGGUAGCACCUGGAAUAGUAGUUGUAUCAUAGCUAACACCUGGAACAAAAGCUAUGACACCUGUGUUUGUGCCACUAUUGCACCUUUAAGUACUGUAGCAUCUGUUCCAGUAGUAAGUAAUUGUUACUCAAAGCUGGACAGUGUGUAAACAAGUGUGAAAUGUAGCUUAUCUAUAUGUUAUGUUCCAUGUGUGAAUAACAGAGUGUACAUACUGUGAAUAGUAGAGAUAUAGGUAUGAUUUAGAAAUACUUCCAUCUGUACUUAACAUAUGGGAUGAACAUUCCAUUUACAGUUCUUGUUGCAAGUACUCAGAUGAAGAAGCCUGGUUACCAUCCCAGUUAGUUUUACUGGUUGGUGAGAACACAGGAGAGGAGUGAGUGUUAAGACUAGGAUUGUUACUGAAGGGGGCAAUAAAGUCACAAUAUAUGACAAUGGCACAAUCUACUAUUAUUAGCCUCCUUUUCAGGCAUUCCUGGGAUCAGUCUCCCUGGAUCAGGGAUGGCUAUGUACGGUUGGCGGCGGGAGCUUCUAUUACGUGCCAUCUACGUUUGGUCAGAAAAUACCCCCCCCCAAAAAAAAAAAACGCCGAUCCCAGAAUUGAAAAGGAGGCUAACAAUCUAUGUGUAUCUGAAUUCUGAAUAAACUGUCACAACAACAAUUCAAGGUUG
Molecule: messenger RNA, 2177 nt
Organism: Branchiostoma belcheri (Belcher's lancelet)
Lineage: Eukaryota; Metazoa; Chordata; Leptocardii; Amphioxiformes; Branchiostomatidae
Product: acidic fibroblast growth factor intracellular-binding protein-like
Exons: 10
Coding region: 87-1178 (363 amino acids)
Cellular component (GO): nucleus
Source: RefSeq, a predicted model, not a curated record